Molecule: messenger RNA, 2037 nt
Organism: Elaeis guineensis (African oil palm)
Lineage: Eukaryota; Viridiplantae; Streptophyta; Magnoliopsida; Arecales; Arecaceae
Source: RefSeq, a predicted model, not a curated record
UCUAUGCAAGGCUCUUUCCUAUGAGGAAAAUUCCGCCCAAGAGGGAAAGAAGUCCCUCAACUGGGAUUCUAGUAAAUUUUUUAACAUAAGUAAGAUCUAGUGAAGAGGAGAUAACUUUUAACAUUCUAUUUUGCUUUAUCGAUGCUUUGAAUAGCGUAGUUUCGUACCCAAGAGAUUGCUUGCUAAAGGAAUGCUUACCGAAGGUUUUUUUUCCUAGUCUUAGAAAAAAUCAAUGUUAGGAGUACCCGAUAUUCUCCGACAUUUACCCGGCAAUCUUCGACAAAAGCAUACCAUUUUCCUACUCUAAAUAUAGCCUCUCCAAUCGAUUUCGUACCAUCACCGACUCCGCCAUAAGAGAAAAUCAAAGCUUUGAAUCAGUUCCUCUCGCUGCUUGGUUGUUGCACAACUCCAACAUCUUUAUAUAUAUAGGCACCAAGAACAAAAGGCCAGCAAACACACCUUACACCAUAUAAGCAUCAUCUUAGAACAAUAUGUAUGUGACCAGGCCUCUCUCCCAUUACCAUAACAACCCCCAUGCUCUCUCUGAGUACCCGCCAGAAGGUCCCGGUUCUGGUAUUCUUGUGAUCAAAGAUGAAGAGGCUGAGAGUGAACAAGUGUGCUGUUGGGGACUCUGCAAAGAUUCGAGGAUUUAUGGCCUCCCAUUCCCUCAAAAUACCAAGAUUAAAGUUCGAUAUACCACCAGCCACCAAGGUGCAAACGGCCAGAGUCACAGUACGACCUAUAGAGAUGAUGUCUUCUUCAUUCCAGCCAUUGCCCAGCCGUUAUCAUCAAAUAGGUACCAUGUUAUCAGAGCAGAUGGAAGAAACAAAGGGAAAGCAGCCACAUGUUCGAGAGAGGAGGAUAUGACCACAUGUUGUUUUUGUUCAUUUGCUAAUGAUGUCGCAUCAAGUCCUUUAGAUCACACAGAUAUUUAUCAGCAAGUAGAGAUCAUCUGUCACAGAAAUAAGUUUCACGCCAAGGCAGUAGCUUCUGAUGGAAUUCCCCCAGAAUAUCUUAGAAGGAAAGGUUGGCGGGCCUACACUUCGGAUUCAACUAAUUACUACUUAACCGAAGCUCGAGGCCUUGAUGUGUCUCUUAGGAAUAGAUUGCCUGAUCUGGACUUCAACAUUUCUACAAAACGCUCUCCUGCCAUUGUUGUGGGGAAGUGGUACUGCCCUUUUAUGUUCAUAAAGGAAGGUGACCGAUUAAAAGACCAAAUGAAAAGAUCCAUGUUCUAUAACUUGACUCUCCAGCAAUUCUGGGAGGAGAUCUAUAGCUGUGAGAAUGAUGGCAAGGAAGGAAACGAUGUGAACCUAAGUAUUGGUGUUAGAAGGCACAUGGCGUUGCUGAACGGUAGUGAAGUAGUCCAUGACAGCAGAGAGGUGGUCGAUGGAAUGGUGUGGUUCAAGCCUGUCAACUCUGGGGAGAGGGGAUUGGGUUUGAGUCUAGCAAUAUGGGAGAGGAUGCGGUGGGAGGAAGAAAGAGGUGGGUGGAUUGGUGGUCAAGAGAAUGUGGAAAGGCUAGAGGUGUAUGGAGGAGAGAAUGGAUGGAAGAAGUUUGGUUGCUAUGCAUUGGUGGAAUCAUUUGUUCUGAAAAGAAUGGAUGGUACCGUGGCUUUAACCUAUGACUUCAAGCACACUAACAAAAUUCGAACCAAAUGGGAAUGAGAGCUUUCCAUCAUCUUUACAUUUUGUCUUAGUUAUUUAAUUAUUACCAUUUAUUUUCUAGAAUGAGUGUAUGAGUAUGUGUACCAUUUGGUUGAAACUGGAAGUUUGGAACAGAAUACAUGCAUUAUUGUAUAUAAUCGAAGUUUGGGUCACGAUCAUGCAUGUUUUUAUCAAAGUUUUAGCAUCUCUAACACAUUAUUGAUAGGGAUGCCAGAUCAGCUAUGUUGUAUGUGAUACAAGUGUCUUGGUGUGAUUCACAUAUAUAGUAUUAAUUACUUUGUUCCAGCAGAAAUUUUCUAUUUCGUCCAUGCCACGCAAUCAACCUAUUGGAUCACAAACUGGUGUAUUUUUUGCUUUUUCAGACCACCAG